This is a messenger RNA of Paramecium sonneborni, 288 nucleotides long. NCBI's taxonomy places the organism in Eukaryota, Ciliophora, Oligohymenophorea, Peniculida, Parameciidae. The record is from the annotation of a GenBank genome assembly.
AUGGAUGAAGCAAGAAAUAUUUUUGAAAAAGCUCUCUUAGUGAAUAAUAAUUAUUCAUCUUCACACUUUCAUUUUGGUAAGUAAUUAUCUAUUUUCUAGCAUUAUCAUUAGAAGACUUUAAGUAAUUUGAUUCAGCAAUUUUUCACUAUAAUCAAGCUAUAAAAAUCAAUCCAUCAUUUUAUCAAGCAUAUGAAAACCGUGGUAACUAAAUUGAAUAUAUUUUAAGCUUUUUUUUAAAUUCAAAUAUAAAUAAAAUCUAUUGAUAAUUUGGUUUAUUGUAUUAUUUGA